This is a messenger RNA of Plasmodium reichenowi, 6270 nucleotides long. RefSeq lists its product as hypothetical. Bases 1 to 6270 code for a protein of 2089 amino acids. NCBI's taxonomy places the organism in Eukaryota, Apicomplexa, Aconoidasida, Haemosporida, Plasmodiidae. The record is from RefSeq and is a predicted model, not a curated record. The transcript has a single exon.
AUGUAUGAAUAUAAAAAAAAUAAUUGUAACAUUAAAAAUAAAAAAAUAAUACAAACUACCAAAAGUUGUACAAUUAAUUUGAAGGUUGAAGAACAGGGGCUCAACCCUAAAAAGAAAGUCAUCAGGAAAAUAAAAAAUGAUGAAGAAGGGAAGGUUAAAAAAGGAACUCUCAAUCGAAUAAAAAGUAAUGAUAAAAUUAUGGUAGUAGAGAAGGUGAGGAAGAAAAAAGAAGAAACAGAUAAAUAUAUGAAUAAAUAUAUGAAUAAAUAUAUGAAUAAAUAUAUGAAUAAAUAUAUGAAUAAAUAUGUAAAUAAAGGCAUUAAUAAAGAUAUAGAUAUAGAUAUAGAUAAAGAUAUAGAAAGGAAGAAAGAGGUAAAAAGUCUGAUCAAAUAUAAGACACCUCGUGCCCUUAACCUUAAACAUAGUAAGGUUAUCAAAUUGUUGAACUAUCGUAGUUGUAUGGAAGAAAAAAAUACCAUAAACAAGAAUAAUGUUGUGAAUAAUCCUAUUUAUGAUGAUGUUUAUAAGUAUCAUCCAUUAUGUCAUAACAUAAGGAGAGAUGCUUAUAAGAAACAUGCGUCUUGUAAGUUGGGAGAUAAAAACGAUAAAAUAGUUUCACACUUUUUUCUUUUAAAUAAUAAUAUUUCUAUAAAUAAAAAGAAAAUAGGUGGUAUGGAUAUAAAAAAAAAAAAAAUAAUAAAGAAACCAGAAGUUUGUAAUAAUGAAAUGGAUGUAAAUAUGAAUAAAUAUGAUAAUCAAAUGAAAGGUAAUAAUAAUAAUAAUAAUAAUAAUAAUAACAAUAGUAAUCAUAAUAGUAAUAGUAAUAGUAAGAAAGGUGUGCCUAUAUUAAGCAUAUCAAAUUGUAAGGGAAAAUAUACAAGUGGGAAUAAAUACUUGUGCGUACAGAAGAGUAAUAUUAGUUUUACUGAAUUAAACGAUGAAAAAAAGAAAAUAAAAAAUAUUAAGAAUAAUAUUGUGAAUAAUAAAGAUGAUCAAAAUAAUAUUAUAAAUGAUUAUAUAAAAAACGAAUCUCAUAAUAUAAAUAACAUCAAUUUAAAAAAAAAAAAAAAAUUAUUAUAUAAAAAAAAUGUAAUAAACAGAAAUAAAUCAAGUAAUUCAAAAUAUGUAACAGAAAAGAAAUUAAUAUACAAUCAGAAAAAAAAUAUGGAUCCUCACCGAACUAUAAAUAGGAAAUGUUCUUGUAUAAAUAUAAUAAAACAAAAUAUUAUGAAACAAAAAGAUAAGGACUGUGUUAAAAAGAUAAAAGACAGAUCUAUGCAACAUACACUAUCGAACAUAUGUGUACAUACAAAUGAAAAAUAUAAAAAUAGAAAGAAAAAUAAUUUAUUUAUGGACAACAUAAAGAAAAAGAAAUUAAAAAGCAAAAAUGAUGAUAUCAUAAAAUUGUGGAUAGCACAUAAAAGGAAUGAACUCAUAAUACCAUAUCAUGAAAAGUCUAUAACAAAUUGUUAUACCACUGAAAUAAUAAAAAAUAAAGAAAUUAAAAAUGAUGAACAUAUUGAUAGGAACAAUAUUUUUAAUAAUUAUUUAUUAACUAUAGAAGGAAGAAAGAGAGAAAUGAAAUAUAGAAAAAGUAGUAAAAUGAAGUAUAGAAAAAGUAGUAAAAUGAAGUAUAGAAAAAGUAGUAAAAUGAAAUAUAGAAAAAGUAGUAAAAUGAAGUAUAGAAAAAGUAGUAAAAUGAAAUAUAGAAAAAGUAGUAAAAUGAAGUAUAGAAAAAAGAGUAAGAUGAAGUAUAGAAAAAGGAGUAAGAUGAAGUAUAGAAAAAAGAGCGAAGUAAAAUAUAGAAGAAAAAACAACCAAGAUCAAAAUGUAAGUACUAACAAAAGUGUAAUUUCUUUGAUAGAAGAUGAACAAAACAUAUACCCCUUCAAUAAAUAUAAUAUAAAAAAAACAGAGAAAGAGUAUGAUACAUAUAUAUUAAAAAGGAAUGAACACAAAGAAGAGUUAGAAAAUGAUAAAAAUAAAAAUAAAAAUAAAAAUAUUUUUAAAGAGAAUAAUUCAUUCGGUAACAUAUCGUUUAUGAGUAAUGAUAAUCAUUAUUAUGAUGAUAAAGAAAAUUUUCAUAAUAAUAUAAAAAAUAAAAGAAGAUGUGUAAGUUUAAAUAAUAUAAAUGAACCAAAAAUAUAUAAUCCAUUAUUUAUUACCAAUGAUUUUAGAUUAAAAAUAUGUUACAGUAAUGAUUUUGUUGAUUAUACCAAAAUGUAUAAUAAUAAUAAUAAUAAUAAUAAUGAUGAUGAUGAUGAUAUUAUUAUAAAGAAGACUUGUGAAUUUCCUCAUGAUAAACAAAAAGAGAUUUCAUUAAUGGAUAAAGAAUUAUUUUUUAAUACUAGUGAUAAUUUAUUUUUAAUAUCUUUAGAUUCAGAAAUAAUAAAAUCCUCAUCUUUUUUUCAAGACGAUAAAAACAAAAAGUUAUACAAUAAUAACAAUACUUAUUUAAAUAUAGAUACUAAUAUUAUUAAAAGCAUACCAACAUAUGAAAUGAAUAAAGCUCAAGAGAAUUGUAAUAAUAUGUCUAUAUUAUAUAAUGAUGUUGUAGAAGGCAAUGAAAAUGAUCGUAAUGAAUUUUUAUUUCCUAAAGAUGAAAAGAAUAGAUAUUAUUCUUCUUGUAUGAAACAAACACAUGUACAUAACAAAUUGCAUGAUGAUAAUAACAAGUAUGUUCAUACUAUGCCUUUAUUAUAUCAUGAAGAAAAAUAUACAAUAAACGAUUUUAUGAAAAAAGAAAAAAAAAAGAGCAAUUGUAUUACUUACCAACAAGAAAACAAAGAAAAAAAGCAAAAGGAAAAAAUAAUAAAUUGUAAUAAUAUAAAAAUAUAUGAAAAUAUGAAAAAUGAUAGUAAAGAUAUAGAUAUGGAAGUAAAAUAUACUGAAGGGAAGAAUAAUCCUGAUCAUGGUGAAUAUAUAUAUUUGUGGGCAUCAGAAAUACACAAACCCCAACCCGCAACAAAAAAAAAAAAAAAAAAAAAAACUAACAAAAAAGAGAAAGAAAAGAAUAUUAUAACAAGAGUAAAUGAAGAAAAUAUCUUGUUUGCAGAAUAUUGUGAGAAAAAUGAAUAUAUUCUACCAUAUCAUGUUAAUAAAGAAAAAAAAAAAAAUAUAUAUACAAACAAAAUGGAAAAGGAUACAAAAAAUGGACAAAAGGAUACAAUAAAUGUAGAAAAGUAUACAAAAAAUGGACAAAAGGAUACAAUAAAUGUAGAAAAGUAUACAAACAAUGUGCAAAAGUAUACAAAGAAUGAAACAAAAAUGAUCCCAUUUAUAAAUAAAAUGGAAUAUAAUAAUUGUAAGAUAAAAAAAUAUAAUAAUAAAUAUCAUAUGAAUAAAAAAUUCUGUACAAGUCAGAAAAAUAAGUUAUCUUUUAAAGAAAAAAGAAAAUUUAAAUAUAUUAUAAAUAAAUUUUAUAUAUUAAAAUGUUUAAUACGAAAAGAAAAUAAAAAGAAUAUUUCAAAUAUUCAAAAAAGAAGAAAAAAAUAUAUUAAAAAUUUAAUUAAAAAUAAUAUGUUAUUUAAUGAAGUCCAAAAAAAAUGGAUUAGAAAAAAAAUUGUCAAUGAAAAUUAUAAAUUAUUUUAUUUAAAAAAAAAAAUGUGUAAACGUUAUAAAAGUUCAAUAAUUUUAUUAAAUACAGAAGAAAAAAAUAAAAAACAAAUAAAAGAUCAUCAUAUAAGAAAUAAUGAAAAAAAAUGUGGAAAUAUGAUAUAUCAUGAGAAUAUGAUCCAUAAUACUAUUCAUAAAGAUAGUAUUCAACUUUUGGAUAAUAAAAAAAAUGCUUUAAGACAAAAACAGAAUGAUUUUAAAAUUAUCAAAGGGAAAAAUAAUCAAAGGGAACAUUAUCAAUAUUGUAAUUUAUUAAAACAUUUAAAUAAUAAAAAAAAUGAACUACAAAAUAUUUAUAUUUUUAAGAUGAAGAAGAAGAAAAAAAAAAAAAAAGGUUAUAUAAAAGUUCAAAGGAAAACAAUAUACAAAAGAAAAAAAAGAAAAAAAAAUUUAUUCGCUUCUUUAAUAUUAUUAAUUAAAACAAAGAGAAGAUAUCAUAGGAAUUUUUUUGUAACGAAUAAAGAUAAUGGUAAUAUAAAAUAUUGUAAACAAGUAGAAAAAGAACACAAAAAAAAAAAUGGAAUAAAAAAUAUAAUUUUUUUUUUUAAAUGUUCGAAUGAUGAAGAGGGGCAAAAGAAUAUCAUCAUGAAAGACAAAAUGGACGAGAAAUAUAAAAUAGAAGAGAAAUAUAAAAUAGAAGAGAAAUAUAAAAUAGAAGAGAAAUAUAAUAUAGAAGAGAAAUAUAAUAUAGAAGAGAAAUAUAAUAUAGAAGAGAAAUAUAAUAUAGAAGAGAAAUAUAAUAUAGAAGAGAAAUAUAAUAUAGAAGAGAAAUAUAAAAUAGAAGAGAAAUAUAAUAUAGAAGAGAAAUAUAAAAUAGAAGAGAAAUAUAAUAUAGAAGAGAAAUAUAAUAUAGAAGAGAAAUAUAAUAUAGAAGAGAAAUAUAAUAUAGAAGAGAAAGACGAAAAACAAAAUAACAUUGAUUGUUACCAUGGUCAGCAUUAUUAUGAUGAAGAUAAUAUAAUAGAAGAUAUAUUAAUAGGUUCAAAAGAUGAUUGUGAUAUAAAUAUAGAGAUGAUGAAGGAAAAGAGGAAACAUACUUGUGAACUCGAAAAGAAUAUUUCUCAAAAAAAAAAAGAAUAUGAUUUUUCUUUAAAUUUAGAAAAGUAUGUAUUAAAACAUCGUAUAAACGAUAUAAGUUGGAAAAAAAAAUAUAUAUUACAGAAUAGUUUAAAAGAGAAGGUAGAUAUGAAAUAUGUUCCUCCCUAUCAAUGUAAAGAACAAAAUGAAGAAAAGGAAAUAAUAAAAGACAACAGUGUCCAUAAUAUAGAAUAUAAAAAUAAAAAAAAAGAAAUCAUUAAUCAUAAUAUUUUUGUGAAAACUAAUACAUAUAUAUUGAACACAAAUCAAAAAAAAAGUAAAGAUAAUUAUAAAGAACAUAUAAAAUAUAAUAAGAAUUUCUCCAUAAGUAAUAAUAUAAAUAAUAGUAUGCAUACAAAAAAUAACAUAGAAACAUUAUUUAUUAACAAAAAAUAUUGGAAUUACAAACAACCUCAUGAAAAAAAAAAUAGUUCUAAAAAAAAAAAAAACACAUUUCCAUUCAAAGAAAUGUUAUUAUCAACAAAAAUAGAAAAAAUAAAAAAUAAAAAGGAUUUUACUAGAUAUUUAUCUAUGCAGGAUAUUUAUACAAAUAUGUUUUUUUCAGGAAAUAAAAAAAAAAUAAUAAAUAAUAAUAAUAAUAAAAAUAAUAAUAAUAAUAAUAAUAAUAAUAACAAUAAUAAUAAUAAUAAUAAUAAUAAUAAUAAUAAUAAUAAUAAUAAUAACUAUACUUUUAAAAUGGAGAAAAAAUAUAAAAGUAAUAUGAAAGAUAAAGAAAACAUCCCACUGCAAGACGCUGUGAAAAAAAAAUGUAAUCAAAUAAUUAAAAGAACUUUAUCAUGUAUACCAUAUAUAUUAAAUAAUAAUAGAGGUGCAUUUUAUAAAAAACACACAAACAAUAUCAAUAAUAAUAAUAAUAAUAAUAAUGAUAAUAAUAAUAAUGAUAAUAAUAAGAAUAAUUAUGAUAUAUACUCUUCUAAUAACAUAUAUAAUAAAAAAAACAAAAACAAUAUCAUAUCACCACAUAAAAUAACCUUAAAAUAUAAAACCAUGCCCAUACCCUUUGAUCAUAAUAUCAAGGAACACAAUAUUCUACAACAAAAAUUAAACAACAGCAACAACAACAAUAAUAAUAAUAAUAAUAAGAAUAAUAUAUAUGUUAAAAGUUACCAUUGUGAUAAUGUGGAAAAAAAUAUAAAAAGAAAUAAAUCAGUUUGUUUUUUAAAGAGAAGAAAUACAUGCCCCUUUCUUGAUGAAAAGAAAUUUAUAAAAAAAGGUAAUAUAGAACAUAUAAAUUAUCAUGAUAAUAUGGAAAAUAUAAAAUACGAUUCGAAAGAAAAGCUUCAUAAUAUUAUACAAUAUAAUAAAUUCCCCUUGUUUAAAAGGACAAAAAGUUCUAUACUAUUUAAAAGAAAUAACAAUGAACAAGAAAAAAUUAAAAUAAAAAAAAACAUUUCCAUAAUAAAACAACAAAUAAUUCAUAAAAAAUAUAUAAAGAAUAAAAUAUGUAUAUCCCAAAAUGAAGAUUUUCUUAAAAAUAAACAAAAAGGACAUCACCAUGUUUUUAUAUCAAAAGCGGGCUUGUCAUUAGAAAGUAAAUUAAAGUGUGAUAAUAAGUAA